Molecule: messenger RNA, 1300 nt
Organism: Photinus pyralis (common eastern firefly)
Lineage: Eukaryota; Metazoa; Arthropoda; Insecta; Coleoptera; Lampyridae
Exons: 1
Coding region: 70-1242 (390 amino acids)
Source: RefSeq, a predicted model, not a curated record
AGCUGCACUUGUUAUAAGUAUGUAUGUUUCAGUAAUUUCCUACAUAAGAGUGCGGUACUAUCUCCCAGUAUGAAAUUCGACAAAUUUUAUCAGUCUCUCAUUGUAGUUAUAGUUUCGCUUGUUCUAAGCGGCGAGUGCGUUCCCAAAGCGGGUAACUACAGUAUUGGUUUUGAAGGAUUUAACAGUGUCGGUACAAAUAACCAUACAUCUUCCGCUGGACAUCGUCCAAUUGGAUUUGAAAAUGUGCACAAUCGCACCUAUGGCUAUUACACUACACCUCCGCCGAAACGUUACCCUAUAUCAACUAUCAAACCAUCACGUCCGAAAGUUACUAAAUCUCCUGCAAGGUACGUCACUACAAUGUCACCUUCGAAGAUAGCAAAGAAGCCACUGAUUCUCAUGACCACCUUGAAACCGUCGUCAACACGUAAACCGCCAACAACAAAACCACCAAAGCCGAAAGCAACACAUCCCACUACAAAAAAGCCCACGGUACCCACGCUACCACCGUCCAUUUAUGUAAAACCAAACAUUUCCAAGGUGCUGUUACCACCUCGUCCGCCUAUGAUAGUCGACCACACAUCUAAUGGAAAGGCCAUGUAUGUAACAACCACCAUCAAUCCCAUUGCCAAUGCUCAAAAUUGGGAUUUCACCCUUUUCCACCACUACUUACAAAAUUUCACCUCAAAGGCAGAACACACCAAACAGACAAUACAUCAACCUACCAAAGGAGAUACGUUUUCUUACUAUUACGACAUAUCACACUACUACAAGAACCCUCAUAAGGCAUCCAGCAUUUACAAAGUGCAGGUAAACAACAUAAGAAACUGUGCGACAAACACGUCCAAGGUGAUGUGUUUACCUAACACGAACGCGUUGUGCCUAACGAACGGCACAAUAAUGUGCGUAACGCAUUUAUCUGCGACGAUUUCGUGCGAGAAUGGAUCGAAGAACUGUGCCAUAACCUACGUACCAUGCGACGUCCGAUUCCAAACGUGCCCUGAAAGUGAGUUUUACGUGGGAGUGCCGUGCGUGUCAAACGUUCUGCUGUUACCGUCAUCGAACGAUUUUUACCAACAUGUCACCCUAUCCCCCAUCGAGUACUGUGUAACGAGCGUUAUACAACCCAAAAGGUUAUACUCGGCGGUCGGUCCACUAUUUUCGAUUCUAUUCCAAAGUGUUAAAAAACAGUACGAAAUGUUGAGUGAUAAUAUCUUUAGAUACAAUAAUCCAGUGUUUUAGUUUGGUAGAUUUCUUUAGAUUAGUAGGUAUGUAGCUGAAUAAAGUAUAUACUUUGAGA